Messenger RNA from Neomonachus schauinslandi (Hawaiian monk seal), 1942 nucleotides. RefSeq names its product apolipoprotein E (gene APOE). Bases 804 to 1796 code for a protein of 330 amino acids. Lineage: Eukaryota; Metazoa; Chordata; Mammalia; Carnivora; Phocidae. Gene Ontology annotation, molecular function: low-density lipoprotein particle receptor binding; very-low-density lipoprotein particle receptor binding; amyloid-beta binding. The record is from RefSeq and is a predicted model, not a curated record. Gene Ontology annotation, biological process: lipoprotein catabolic process; negative regulation of neuron apoptotic process; regulation of amyloid-beta clearance. The transcript has 3 exons. Gene Ontology annotation, cellular component: extracellular region; intermediate-density lipoprotein particle.
GGUUCCCCAGGAGCCGGUGAGAAACAGAGUUGAGGGCACAAAAGACCAGCUCCGCGCUUCUGUGAGGGACGGGCUGGGGCGAGGUGACUGUCAUACGCCAGGGUCAGGACAGAAGCAGGAGCUGGGGAUGAGGACGGAAGCCGGGGUCGGACCUAGGGGAGGAGUGGGCCGCAGGGGCAUCCCGUCUUGGCUGGAAGGAAGGUGGGAUGGGGGGAGCAGCCGGACCUGUCGGGAGAACCAGAUGAGCCCCUAUCAAGAGCCCACGAAUGGUCACUGUUAUUUAUUGAACACCUCCUGGGUGCCCCCUCGGAUCUCCAUUAGUUUGGAAGCGCAGGGGUGGCGGCCAGGUCGCUAGAGCGCUCCUCUUUCGGGGAGGGCUUUUAAAUGAGAAUUAAGUUAGCUAAUAGGUGGAAGAUGACGUUUAGAUGUGAAGCUGGGGCUUAGAACGUGAAGGGAGAACGCGGAAUGUGAGGUUGGAAUUUAUAAGCCACAGUUGGGGCUCGCAUGGAACUCGGGGCAGGGGAAGUGGAAUUUGAACCCUCGAAGAGGGGGAUGGAAUUUGGGCGGCGGAGGCCGGUCGACCCGGUGAUGGGGAGAUAGGAGGAGACAAUGAAGGAGUUAGAUAAACAAUGGAGGCACCGCUCGGUGAAAUGUUUGUGAUUGGAUUCGGCUGAUGCAGGUGAUGGGGCGCGGGCAAGACUUGGAAGGCCCGGAACGGGUGGGGCGGGGCUGUGGGUGGGAGGAGUCCCCACUGGGGGCUGAUUGACAUUUCUCACUCAACCUGACCGAUCGCAGGUCGCAAGAUGAAGGUUCUGUGGGCUGCGCUGGUGGUCGCGCUCCUGGCAGGAUGCUGGGCCGAUGUGGAGCCGGAGUCGCCGCUCCAGGGGAAGCCGGAGCCCGAGCUGGAGCCCGAGCUGGAGCCCAAGCGGGAGCUGGAGCAGGAGGUGGAGGCCGAGGCCGGGUGGCAGGCUGGCCAGCCCUGGGAGCUGGCGCUGGCCCGCUUCUGGGAUUACCUGCGCUGGGUGCAGACGCUGUCUGACCAGGUGCAGGAGGACAUGCUCAGCAACCAGGUCACCCAGGAACUGACGACGCUGAUGGAGGAGACCAUGAAGGAGAUCAAGGCCUACAGGGCGGAGCUGGAGGAGCAGCUGGGCCCCAUGGCCUCGGAGACGCAGGCCCGCGUGGCCAAGGAGCUGCAGGCGGCGCAGGCCCGGCUGCGCUCGGACAUGGAGGACGUGCGCACCCGCCUGACGCAGUACCGCGGCGAGGUGCAGGCCAUGCUGGGCCAGAGCACCGAGGAGCUGCGGGCGCGCUUCGCCUCGCACAUGCGCAAGCUGCGCAAGCGGGUGCUGCGGGACGCCGAGGACCUGCAGAAGCGCCUGGCCGUGUACCGGGCCGGGGUGCGCGAGGGCGCCGAGCGCAGCGUCAGCUCCAUCCGCGAGCGCCUCUGGCCGCUGCUGGAGCAGGCGCGCACGCGCCACGCCAACCUGGCCACGCAGCCGCUGCGCGAGCGCGUCGACGCCCUGGGCCAGCAGCUGCGCGGGCGGCUGGAGGAGGUGGGCAGCCGCGCGCGCAGCCACCUGGACGAGGUGCGCGAGCAGAUGGAGGAGGUGCAGGCCAAGAUGGAGGAGCAGGCCAACCAGAUGCGCCAGCAGGUCGAGGCCUUCCAGGCCCGCCUCAAGAGCUGGUUCGAGCCCCUGGUGGAAGACAUGCAGCGCCAGUGGGCCGGGCUGGUGGAGAAGGUGCAGGUGGCCGUGGGCACCAGCCCCACCACCCCACCCCUGGAGACCAAAUGAGUACCCCGCGCGCGCCGCCUGGUGGGCCCCGCCCCUGCCCGUGCCCCCUGCCUCCCCCCACCCCAGCCUCCAGGAGGCGCUGUCCCGGCCCCAACCGGCCUCCUGGAGGGCCCUAGCUUAAUAAAGAUUCACCAAGCUCCACAGCA